Messenger RNA from Echinostoma caproni, 342 nucleotides. Lineage: Eukaryota; Metazoa; Platyhelminthes; Trematoda; Plagiorchiida; Echinostomatidae. The record is from the annotation of a GenBank genome assembly.
AUGAUGCAAUUCCCACAAUGCGCUACUACCUUGAUCGAAUCGGGCCUGCUUCCCUGCUUCUCUCCCAAAUUAUUCGACCAAGGUGGUUUGCGGGUCUCGGUCUUGGAAGCAUUACCGUUACUAUGCCUCCUGGCUCCUGUACUUGCUCCGAAGCUCUUAAAUGCUUGUGCAGAAAUGAUCUUAUUCGGUAUGCCGGACUCAUCCAGCUACGAGGUUUUAUGCGCAGUCGAGGAGGCAGUUCGUCGUCUCACAUUGGACGGAUUGGAUGCGGCUUGCGUGGAACAUGCAUCCUCUGCUCUGAUCAGUCGAACCAAUUUGAUUCGGGGUGCGACAGCCAACUGA